AGCCACUUUUUCUUUCCCACCACAAAAUCCACUUUGGGCCCGAAAAAAAAUGCCUCCCCCAAAGAGAAAGAGAAAUAAACAUAUGCAGCCCUCCCCAACAAGAAAAGCACAAAUCCUCACACCGAAAUCCAUUCCUCCUGGCUUCGCCUCAGUACCUCCCCUAGCUAGCUACUGGAGUACUAUCAAAAGAUGAACACUCACUCACCAAUAUAAAGCGGCGCACCACAUCAAGUUAACUUGCAGCUCCAGUGACACCCUCUAUAUCUGCACAUCUCAUUCCGGCCUCUCUUUCUUCCUCAGACAUCUGCUGCUGUAUGUCUGGUACUACUAGAUAGCUAGAUCAGCAGGUACGUCGUAUACUACCGUCGCUGCAGGCUGCAGCUAGCAUCGAUCAGAUCAGAUCGGCAGGAGCUAAUUAAGCUAGGUAGCUAUAGGUGGCGGGCGCGUGAUCAUGAGGGCCGGGGGUUGCACGGUGCAGCAGGCGCUGACGGCAGAGGCGGCGUCGGUGGUGAAGCAGGCGGUGAGCCUGGCGCGGCGGAGGGGGAACGCGCAGGUGACGCCGCUGCACGUGGCGAGCGCGAUGCUGGCGGCGCCGGCGGGUCUCCUCCGCGCGGCGUGCCUCCGGUCGCACUCCCACCCACUCCAGUGCAAGGCGCUCGAGCUCUGCUUCAACGUGGCCCUCAACCGCCUGCCGGCCUCCGCCUCGGCGGUCGCCUCCUCGCCGCUGCUGCUCGGCGGUCACGGCCACAGCCAUGGCCACCACUACUACCCGCCGUCGCUGUCGAACGCGCUCGUGGCGGCGUUCAAGCGUGCGCAGGCGCACCAGCGGCGCGGCUCCGUGGACACCCAGCAGCAGCCGGUGCUUGCGGUGAAGAUCGAGCUGGAGCAGCUGGUGGUGUCCAUCCUUGACGAUCCCAGCGUCAGCCGCGUCAUGCGGGAGGCCGGGUUCUCCAGCACGCAGAUCAAGGCCAACGUCGAGCAGACCGUGUGCAGCAGCACCGCGGCCACUAGCGCCCCUCCUCGCCAAAACCCUAACCCUAGCAGCAGCACGGCCACCACCACGAGCAAACCUCAAGAAACAACCAAAGCCAAACUCCCGCUACCCGGCCAGGCGCGUGACGAGGACGUCGCCGUUGUCCUGGACUGCUUGGCCAGCUCCGCCCGGAGCAAGAGGAGGGUCGUGGUCGUCGCCGAGAGCACGGAAUCGGCUGAGGCCACGGUGCGUGCGGUCGUGGACAAGGUCAAGAAGGCCGAUCAGUCUGACGCGCUGCCGCUGCGAGGCGCCCAGGUGGUCAGCCUCCGUGUGUCGUCGUUCCGGGACAUGCCGAGGGAGGAGGCAGAGCGACGGCUCUCCGAGCUGCGGUGCCUGGUUAAGAGCCGAGGGCAUGGCGGCCAUGUGCUGCUUGUCGUGGAGGACCUCAAGUGGGCGGCCGAGUUCUGGGCCGGGAGGAGACCGGGCUACUACUGCGCCGUCGAGCACGUGGUGACCGAGGUGCGCGCCCUGGCGUGCGGCGGUGGCGGCGAGCAGCACGCGCUGACCUGGCUCGUCGGGUUCGGGACCUACCAGACGUACACCAAGUGCAGAACGGGGCAGCCGUCGCUGGAGAGCCUGUGGGGGCUCCAGACGCUCACCGUCCCCGCCGGCUGCAGCCUCGCGCUCAGCCUCACUACCUGCCCCGCCGCCUUCGACGACAGUGCACUAGGCUCAGUCAAUCAGUCCAUGAAAGCAAGCUCCGACACGGAUGGGGUGCCUCGCUGGCCGCUUUCGGGCGGCGGCCAGCUGAUCUCCAGAUGCUGCGGCGACUGCUCCGCCGCGAGGACUGACACCAAAGCGGCAUUGCCGCCAUCCUUCUUGUCGUCGUCGAGCAUCCCUUCCUGGCUCCAGCAUUGCCGUGACCAGGAGCCUACACACCUCAUGGAUCUUGGCAGGAACUGGGGCUCUAUCUGCGGCAAACCAUCUCAGCGGAUGACGCUGCACUUCUCAGCUCCGGUGUCGCCGGCCUCCUCCAUUUCCUCUUACGAGCAUGGCCACCAGCCUCGCCAUUCGUGGCUCCUUGCUGACCUCGACUGCAAGCACCCAUGGAAGCCCAAGCGCGAGGCAGACGUCGAGAAGGUCUUGUCACACGACUCUGGCGCGUCCAAUGGGUCGGUGGAGGUGGAGUGCCGGUCCAGGUUCAAGGAGCUCAAUGCCGAGAACCUCAAGGUCCUCUGCGUGGCGUUGGAGAAGGAGGUGCCGUGGCAGAAGGAGAUCGCCCCGGAGAUCGCAAGCACCGUUCUCCAGUGCCGGUCAGGGAUUUCCAAGAGGCGUGACAAGUCGAGGUCGACAGACGCCAAGGAGGAAACGUGGAUGUUUUUCCUCGGAGGCGACGUCGAUGGUAAGGAGAAAGUGGCGAGAGAGCUGGCUAACCUCGUCUUCGGGUCACACAAGAACUUCAUGUCCAUCAAACCGGCCGGAGCCUCCUCGCCGUCUGCCUCCUGCUCCACCGAGGAGCACAGGAGCAAGCGACCCCGGACAUCAGCGGCAGCGACCGGGGCAUGCCUAGAGCAGCUCUAUGAGGCCAUCAACGAGAACCCUCACCGUGUUAUUAUCCUGGAGGACAUCGAGCAGGCAGAUCAGUAUUCUCAGGUGGCCAUCAAGGAAGCCAUCGAUACCGGGGUGGUGCGGAGCCAAGCCAGCGACGAGGUCGGCUUGGGCGAUGCCAUCGUCAUCCUUUGCUGCGAGAGCUUCGAUGCCAAGUCUAGAACUUGCUCGCCGCCGAGUAAGCAAAUAAUGGCGGAGCCCAAGGAGGAGCACACGAGUGAUAAUGAACAUAAGGAAGUAGGCGCCUCCUCGUCUUCUGGAUUUGAUUUGAACCGCGACAUAGAGAGUGAGCAUGCGGAUCACGAGAGCAACCCCAGUGAUGUGUGCCUGCUCACGGCGGUGGACCGGACUCUGUUCUUCAGAACACAGGAGGACUUGUGAUCGUGCACAUCAAGAAUCCAUGUAUGUUCAUCAGGGGGGUGCUUCUGAUAAAAAAAAUAGUAACUAGAUUAACUACAUGUAUGAUUAGCUCUUUCCUUUUGUUUCUUCAAUUGUUCUUUUUUCUUUCUAGUUUGGUUUUUGGGAAAUCAAGGUAUUUGAGGAUUGGAUAAAUGGUACCCCGUAUUAUGGUAUGCGCUUCGCUAGUGACGAAAUGAAGCUCCUGUAAAUUUAUUGUGGUGGGCCGGCGAUAUGAAUGUAUUUUCACAUACUCUACGAUUUGGGUAAUGGAUAUAUGUAAGCCGUAUUCUCUACCUAA
Brachypodium distachyon (stiff brome) is the source of this 3278-nucleotide messenger RNA. RefSeq names its product protein SMAX1-LIKE 3. Lineage: Eukaryota; Viridiplantae; Streptophyta; Magnoliopsida; Poales; Poaceae. The transcript is spliced from 3 exons. The record is from RefSeq and is a predicted model, not a curated record. Bases 452 to 2962 code for a protein of 836 amino acids.